Messenger RNA from Myxocyprinus asiaticus (Chinese sucker), 2629 nucleotides. It is a transcript of the gene nek5, whose product is annotated as serine/threonine-protein kinase Nek5. Gene Ontology annotation, biological process: protein phosphorylation. The record is from RefSeq and is a predicted model, not a curated record. Gene Ontology annotation, molecular function: protein kinase activity; ATP binding. The coding region runs from base 1 to 2382 and encodes 793 amino acids. Lineage: Eukaryota; Metazoa; Chordata; Actinopteri; Cypriniformes; Catostomidae. The transcript is spliced from 22 exons.
AUGGAUCAAUAUGAGGUGAUCCGACAGGUCGGUCAGGGCGCGUUCGGUAAAGCGCUGCUGGUCAGACAGAAACACGGAGAUGAUGCGAUGCGUUACGUCAUCAAAGAGAUCAACCUGAGACAGAUGUCUCCACGAGAUAAAGAAUCGUCCAGAAAAGAGGUCUCUCUGCUCUCCAGAAUGAAACAUCCAAACAUUGUGACAUUUUAUAAAUCAUUUCAUGACAGUAAUAAUCUCUACAUACUGAUGGAAUAUUGUGAUGCUGGUGAUCUCAUGAAGAGAAUCCAAGUACAAAGAGGGAAGCCGUUCACAGAAGAACAGAUAGUCGAUUGGUUUGUACAGAUCUGUUUGGGUUUGAAACACAUUCAUGACAGGAAGAUCCUCCACAGAGACAUUAAAGCUCAGAACAUCUUUCUCACUCACGGAGGAAAGAGAGUCAAACUGGGAGACUUUGGCAUCGCACGAAUGUUGAACAACACCAUGGAGCUGGUGAGAACUUGUGUUGGAACGCCGUAUUAUCUGUCACCAGAGAUCUGUGAGAGCAGACCGUACAACAACAAAACAGACAUGUGGUCAUUGGGGUGUGUCCUUUAUGAGCUCUGUACACUGAGACAUCCAUUUGAAGGCAGUAAUUUAAAGCAGUUGGUGUUGAGGAUCUGUAGGGGGCGUUACACUCCAGUGUCUCAGUGUUUCAGCGCUGAACUGCGACUGAUGCUGAACCAGCUGUUUAAAGUCAGUCCACGUGACCGGCCCUCGGUUAACUCACUACUCAAACGACCUUUACUACAGACACAGAUCAGCAGACACCUGGAGCCUCAGUUGUUGGAGGAGGAGUUCAGUCACACUGUUCUACACAAACACACACCAACAGCCAACAGCACAGAUAAAAUGUGUAAAGUUCCUGUCGGACAUAAAUCUGUCCUGAAGCCCGUCAACAAAACACUCCAAAGAGUCGAGAAGAGACGAGCAAAACUCCAGAGCUCCCACAAUCACAGAAUAAACCAUCAGUUUCCGGCAGUGGCUGAAAACCCGUUUGCCAUCAGACGGCGUGUUCACGGUGAGCUCAGGUGGAACGGUCCGCUUGAACACUACGAGUGUUACCACGCUCAACUGGACCUGCUGAACAACCGACAGCACAUCCAGAACCCCACCGCUGGAGCGGAGAAACACACCGAUCAUCACAGCGAUAGACCUGAUGUGCUAGAACCGUACCAGCUUGUUGCAGCAGCGAGAGCAGAAUAUCUACAGCGGAAACGUGAAGCUCAUCAGUACAAACUCAGAGCUCAGAAACAACUGGGUCUCAGACCGUCAACAGCAGAUACUGAGAGACGCCAGAGAUCUGACCCGCAUGAGCAUCAUGAGAACAAACCACCUCACAACAGGAAACCACAGGGUCAAGAGGAGUAUCUGCAGCAGUUACAGCGAAUCAGAGAGCAGUAUCAUGAUGAGGUCAGAGAGAUGAGGAUGAGAGCUGAGACUGAGGAGCAUCAUGUGACUGCAGCAACAUACUUAGUGAAGCAGAGCAAAGACAAACACACACACAAGAACGAGCCACAGCCCGUGUGUGUUGAUGAAGCUCUCAGAUUCAUGCGAGAGCAGAACAGAGACGAGAGGAGAGAACGUCACACUAAACACAAACACAAGAAGGGAAUCAUGUUUGAGAUCAAACUAACUGAUGAAGAGAAACAAGAGGAAACUGAGAUGAAGAGUGAGGAGGAUUCAGAGGAAGAUCCUCUGAAUGAAACAGGAGAUAUCUGCAGAAGAGCAGCAGAGAGGUCAGAGGUCAAACAGGAAGUAGAGGAGAGUGAGACACUGAUGAAGAGAGAUGAUGAGCUCGUGAAGAGAGCAGAAUGGUGUCGAGACGCUCGUGAGACUCUACUGAGCGCUCUCAAGCGUUUGGACGUGAUGUCACAGAACUCUAGCAUGUGUGACACUCGUACGGAAGAUCAGGAGGGAAACGAUGUUAAAGAGAGAAAACACUGGACGAACCGUCUGCCACACACACUCCUGAACGCACUCGCUGCAGCAGAACUCAACAACACGGAAGAUCUUUCAGAGGAAGAGUUACAGAAUCAACAUGAAGAGAAAACACCUGAUGAUGAUGAUGAUGAUGAUGUGGAGGUGGAUGAAGAGCGUCUGGAGCCCCGAUCAGAUGAUGAGGAUACGAACUUUGAUGAGUCCGAGGACGAGCUGAGAGAGGAAGUGUCUGACUCCAUGAGGAACCUUCUCACCACACAAGACAUAGAGAACGAGGAGGAGCAGAAUCUACAGCAGGAAGUUCAAAACAGUCCACAGGAAGUGCUUGAGGACAGCAGAGACGACAGCAGUGUUUUACAGGAUCCAGCGGCUGAAGACACCACACAAGCCUUCACUGCAGAGAACUGAUGUUUGUGGUAAACACGGUUCUACUUCAGAUAUCUCAACAAGAUCAAUGUACUGUAAUGUUAUUUCCUGCAUUCAGAAGCAAAACUCACGAUCACUGGCACACUUUACCCCACCGUCCCUUUCACAACACAGCAGUAUGACGCACGACCCCUGACCUCAAGAGGAAUGGGUUUUACAGUGUGUCUCUGUCUGUUAUCUGAUGUGCAGAAUGUGUUUUAAAGUCUUCAUGUUUGAUUGUGAAGAAGAA